Molecule: messenger RNA, 2113 nt
Organism: Nelumbo nucifera (sacred lotus)
Lineage: Eukaryota; Viridiplantae; Streptophyta; Magnoliopsida; Proteales; Nelumbonaceae
Product: pentatricopeptide repeat-containing protein At2g30100, chloroplastic-like
Molecular function (GO): protein binding
Source: RefSeq, a predicted model, not a curated record
CUCUGUUUAUUUAUUAUUCCCUUCUACCUAAAAUCAACAAAAGCAUUCUUUAUUUCGAGUCUCUCUGCUGGUGUUGGCCUGUUGCCUGGAGGUGUGAGUGUCAAGGGCGGCCGUCCGGCCGUCUUUUCGCUAUUCUACCUUUCUUGAUUUUAUUUUGAUUCCUUUCAGCUUUACAAUUGAGACUGUAGUAUGUUCUUGGCUGUAGACAGGAAAUCCUCAAAUUGAAGAUAAGAAAUGGCUAUUUUUGCUCAUAGAUUGCCUUAUCUGAUGGAAUUGAGCUUUCCUUCAUACUAUUCAUCCUCAUUUUCUCGUUGUCAUUUCAUGGUCCCUCGCUUCAGUUCAGGUGAUUCUUUUUGGAAUUCCGGUUGUUCUGGGGUUUCAUUUAGUGUCUGCAACAGAAGAAUUUCUACCCUUCUCGCUCCUAAGAGUAGAAUCGAGGAAUUUAGGUUGUUUGGGUCAGUUGAAUUGAAUCGGUUUGUGACGAGAGACGACGCAGAUGAAAUGAGCGAGGGUUUCUUUGAAACGAUUGAGGAAUUAGAACGGAUGGUAAGAGAACCUGCCGAUGUUCUUGAGGAUAUGGAUGACCGGCUCUCCGCUCGGGAGUCGCAAUUGGUCUUGGUUUACUUUUCCCAAGAGGGCAGGGAUUCUUGGUUUGCGCUGGAGGUGUUUGAGUGGCUUCUGAAGGAAAACAGGGUCGAUAAGGAGACUAUGGAGCUCAUGGUUUCCAUAAUGUGCGGUUGGUUUAAGAAUUUGAUUGAGGGUGAACGUGUUGUUGGAGAUGUGGUUGACCUUCUUGUGGACAUGGACUGCGUCGGGCUGAAGCCGACUUUUAGUAUGAUAGAGAAAAUAAUAUCUUUGUACUGGGAGGCGGGGAAGAAGGAGGAAGCCGUUUUAUUCGUUAAGGAAGUUCUGAGGCGGAGAAUCUCCUAUGCAGUGGACGACCGAGAGGGUCAGAAAGGAGGUCCAACUGGGUAUCUUGCGUGGAAGAUGAUGGUGGAUGGAAAUUACCGCGGUGUAGUUAAAUUGGUUAUUGAUUUCAGGGAACGUGGAUUGAAACCUGAGAUCUACAGCUACCUUAUAGCAAUGACAGCUGUGGAUAAAGAGUUGAAUGAGUUAUCCAAAGCUUUACGCAAGUUAAAAGGUUUCAUAAAGGCCGGUUUGGUUGCUGAACUCGAUUUAGAAAAUGUAAGACUUGUUGAGGAGUAUAAGUCAGAUCUUGUGAGGGACGGAGUGCAAUUGUCUAAUUGGGUAUUUCAAGAAGGAAGCUCCACACAUAUUGCACUUGUCCAUGAGAGGCUUCUUACAAUGUAUGUAUGUGCUGGAAGAGGACUUGAGGCUGAAAGACACUUGUGGGAAAUGAAGCUUGUGGGUAAGGAGGUAAGCCAAGAGCUUUAUGACAUUGUCUUAGCCAUAUGUGCUUCCCAAAAAGAAGCUGGUUCUGUUGGACGUUUACUUACAAGGAUUGAUGCCAUAAACUCAUGGAGUAGGAAGCGAACUUUGUCAUGGCUGUUGAGAGGAUAUAUUAAAGGUGGCCAUUUUGAGGAGGCUUCUGAAACAAUCAUAAAAAUGCUUUACUUGAAUUUGUAUCCUGAGUAUUUGGACAGGGUAGCUGUGCUGCGGGGAUUAAGAAAAGGGAUCCAACAGUCCGGAAAUGUUGAGCCUUAUCUCAAGCUUUGCAAGCACCUCUCUGAUGCUAAUUUGAUUGGACCUUUUCUUGUAUAUCUGUAUAUACGCAGCUAUAAGCUUUGGAUCAUAAAAUUGCUAUGAAGAAAUCUGAUGGAGGAGAGCUAUGGGUGUCUUGCAAGCCAUAUAUUUUGUCAAGCAGCCUGGCUAGAUUGAUCUAGAUCUCAUAUUCCGAUGGAUUUUCUCCUGGAUUUUUCCUUGUAUAGUUUUAAGUUCCAACUUCCAAGCAAUACUGGACAACAAGUGUGGUAGUUUCAAGAGAGACAGAUAAAGGCAUUACAGAGUAUUGACUAUAACAUGCUUGGGUUUAUAAACGUGUGCAUACCGGAUGCUGUAAACAUAAUAAAGCUCCCUUUCAAUCCAUGAGGCUUAUAUAAGAACCAUUGAUGUUCAAAUGUUCAAAUGUGAUUGUUCUGCUGUUCCUUUGAAC